Molecule: messenger RNA, 1893 nt
Organism: Kwoniella mangroviensis CBS 8507
Lineage: Eukaryota; Fungi; Basidiomycota; Tremellomycetes; Tremellales; Cryptococcaceae
Exons: 8
Coding region: 1-1893 (630 amino acids)
Biological process (GO): formation of translation preinitiation complex; translational initiation
Molecular function (GO): translation initiation factor activity
Source: RefSeq, a predicted model, not a curated record
AUGUUCAAGAAACCUCUAGCUCACCAAUCGAACGCAACACCUUUACGGUCUUCGGCGAGACGACAGCUCCUCAAUGCGAUAUACGAACAGUACCCUUCCUUGCGAGGGGAGAGCCAAGCGCAAGAUGGAAGUGCAGAUAAAGAGUUGGGCAGGAUGAUACUACCUGAAGGAGUGAGGAUAGCUACUUUCGAGACCAGCGUUGGUACAGAAGGGACUUUUUGGUUGACGCCCGAUGGUGAUCCUUUAUGGAUGACAUUCGGACGUAGCUCCAAGGAGUACAUUCCUACAUUAUACCUCCUAUCCCUCUCUUUACCGUCUCCACCCUUAGCUACCAUCCAAAUACAUAAUCCACUUCCCCCACCCAUCCUAACAGGUGCACCACUGUUCAUCCCCGCCGUCCGUAAUUUAUCGAAACCAUGGUUACUAUCCGACGUCCAAGAAGGUCAACUGGUAACGUUCGUCUCUUCGCCUUCGAACGGCAUCGAAGAUGUACGGUACGUCGGUGUAGGGAGGGUAGUAGCUAAAGGAGGUAUGAAAGGUGCUUUGGAGAGGAGGAUCGAUAAUCUUCAGAAUGAGGGGGGUGAAAAAGAAGAAGGGAAGUUUGCGGAUAUACUAUGUAUAAUCGAAGAUCACCUUUGGGAAUUAGGCAGUAAACCCUCUUUGUCUCCUUUCAGCUUGCCUAUACCUAUCAAUCCACUGGAUCAACCACCUGAUCAAGCAUCUUCACCUGUACUCUCUGAGACAGCGAUCCAGCAGUUGUCAAUCACAGAUGAAAAUCCACAGCCCGAAUAUAUUCCUGGUCCGUCAUCGAUCUCAUCAUCAUCCUCCGAACCACUUUCAUCCUCCGAAAUAUCAACUUUACUAUCCAUAUCCUUACUUCAAGCUUUGAAAUCUUUGCAAGGAAGUUCAUUCCCCCUCCCAGCAUCCUUACUAUACUCCGCACACGUUCUACCUAAUCGACCGUCGUAUAUCCCGAAAGAGAGAAGGGAAGAAGUGGUGAUUGCCAAGAGCGAUUGGAAGAAACUGACCAAGUGGAUGAAAGAAUUAGGUAAAGAUGGGUUGCUGAAGAUCAAAGAGACUAAAGGGGAAGUGAUCGUUCAGAGCUUCGAUUCCAAUCAUCCUUCGUUACAGAGUCACUCUGAAUUCACUACGAUAGCUCAAGAAGAGCAAAAAGCAGCCAAGAAAGCUGCUAGAGAAGCUGCCUCCAAUCCAGAUGGAGAACCGAGCAACAAAAUCAAUGCCCAAACGAGUGGUACGAGUGGUGGUGGUGUAGGUAAGGGCAAAGGGAAGGAAUUGGAAAUUGAGGAAUUGUGGAAACCUUCUGGAGGGGCUAUAGGUUUCUGGGAAGCAGCCGGAGUGGACAAAUCCACACUUCAUCAUCCAUCAGAAUUGAAAACGGCGUUAGAUUCAUACUUGACUAAACAUUCUCUGAUUCAUCCGAGUGACCAUCGGUAUGUCCUCCUAGACGAUGAACUGGGAAGAGCAGUAGGCAUCAAGCCACCUGAACCAGGGGAUAAGAUGGCUAGAGAUGAGGUUAUGAAGAAAUUGAAAAGUGGGGUAAGUUGGAGUGUGAGCCUGGGAGGAGUCAUCAAAAAAGGUACUCUUCAACCUAUCACAAUGACAGUGAAAACUCGACAAGGUCGAAAGACAGUCACUCACGUAUAUGGACUGGAAACGUUCAAUAUCGAUCCUGAUGGUUUCGCGGAGGAGAUGAGAAAGGUCUGUGCAGGAAGUGCCUCUAUCCAACCUUUACCAGGCGCGUCACCUAAAUUGAAUCUCCAAGAAGUUCAGAUCCAAGGUUCUCAAGUGAAAUUGAUCACCGAAGCGUUGGUAGGUAGAGGUAUACCGAAAAGGUGGAUAAAGGAAAGUGAAGAUUCAAAGAAGAAGAAAUGA